Spea bombifrons (plains spadefoot toad) is the source of this 2451-nucleotide messenger RNA. It is a transcript of the gene PAX7, whose product is annotated as paired box 7. Gene Ontology annotation, molecular function: DNA-binding transcription factor activity, RNA polymerase II-specific; RNA polymerase II cis-regulatory region sequence-specific DNA binding. The transcript is spliced from 9 exons. Gene Ontology annotation, biological process: regulation of transcription by RNA polymerase II; anatomical structure development. Lineage: Eukaryota; Metazoa; Chordata; Amphibia; Anura; Pelobatidae. Bases 222 to 1733 code for a protein of 503 amino acids. The record is from RefSeq and is a predicted model, not a curated record.
CUUGGCCACUUUAACAAGUUGCAAACCUUCCAGCUGACACUAAUUGCCCCAGCUAACACCCCCAUCACAUCCCAGGUACCCCGGGCAAACGGAGAGCCAGCAGCCUGUGCCCCUCAGUCCUUCCUGGAGCAGAUUGUGUGUUGCCUGCGCCCCCAGGACCCGACUGCCAGCUUUUUGGAGGGUCCCUCACCCCAGAACCCGCAUUCUCUGCCCAGCUGCGAAUGGCAGGACUGCCAGGCAGUGUGCCCAGAAUGAUGCGCCCAGCUCCCGGACAGAACUACCCCCGCACCGGCUUCCCCCUGGAAGUGUCCACCCCCCUUGGCCAGGGAAGAGUUAACCAGCUCGGUGGGGUCUUCAUCAAUGGCAGACCCCUACCCAACCACAUCCGCCACAAGAUAGUGGAGAUGGCCCACCACGGAAUCCGGCCCUGUGUCAUCUCCCGGCAGCUCAGGGUGUCCCACGGGUGCGUGUCCAAAAUCCUGUGCAGGUACCAGGAGACCGGCUCCAUCCGCCCAGGGGCCAUCGGAGGCAGCAAGCCCAGGCAGGUGGCCACUCCUGAUGUGGAGAAGAAGAUUGAGGAGUACAAGAGGGAGAACCCGGGGAUGUUCAGCUGGGAGAUCCGGGACAGGCUGCUCAAAGAUGGACACUGCGACCGCAGCUCUGUGCCCUCAGGUUUAGUGAGUUCGAUUAGCCGAGUCCUGCGAAUCAAGUUCGGGAAGAAAGAGGAUGAUGAGGAUUGUGACAAGAAGGAGGAUGAAGGAGACAAGAAGACAAAACACAGCAUUGAUGGCAUCCUCGGCGACAAAGGGAAUCGUCUGGACGAUGGAUCAGAUGUUGAGUCGGAGCCGGAUCUCCCUCUGAAGCGCAAGCAGCGUCGCAGCCGCACAACCUUUACUGCGGAGCAGCUGGAGGAACUCGAAAAGGCGUUUGAGAGGACUCAUUAUCCAGAUAUAUACACCCGCGAGGAGCUGGCACAGAGGACGAAGCUCACCGAGGCCCGUGUCCAGGUCUGGUUUAGUAACCGCCGAGCCAGGUGGCGCAAACAGGCGGGAGCCAAUCAGCUGGCGGCAUUUAACCACCUGUUGCCAGGAGGAUUCCCUCCCACUGGAAUGCCAGCUUUGCCACCCUACCAGAUCCCGGAUACGUCCUACCAGGCAGCCAGCCUUGCACAAGAUGGCGGGAGCACCGUUCACAGGCCCCAGCCUCUCCCUCCGUCCUCCAUGCACCAGGGAGGUCUGUCGGCUGCCACAGCAGAUACAGGGGCCGCCUAUGGGGCCAGACACAGCUUCUCCAGCUACUCAGACAGCUUUAUAAACCCAGGAGGGCCAUCCAACCACAUUAACACUGUCAGCAAUGGCCUCUCCCCACAGGUAAUGAGUAUCCUUAGCAGCCCCAACGGAGUUGGACCUCAGUCCCAAUCAGACUUUUCCAUCUCUCCUCUGCACGGUGGUUUGGAGACCAGCAACUCUCUCUCUGCAAGCUGCAGCCAGCGCAGUGACUCCAUCAAGUCCGUGGACAGCCUCUCCACCUCCCAGUCCUACUGCGCACCUACGUACACCAGCACCGGCUACAGCAUGGAUCCUGUGGCCAGCUACCAGUAUGGACAGUACGGACAAACUGCUGUUGACUACCUGGCAAAAAACGUCAGUCUGUCCACACAGCGUCGGAUGAAACUCGGGGAGCACUCGGCUGUCUUGGGCCUCUUGCCCGUGGAGACUGGACAGGCUUACUAAGAGAUUCCAAACCUGAGAAUGUCAACGCUAACCAGCACUAGACUUCACCAUGAAGUGGGACUAACAUAUGCAUCUUCCAACAUUCAUCUGCCCCCCACUCCAUCCACUUCUUUCAUCCGCCGAGGCAAUGAAAUAAGGAUGAUGUGCUGCCCUAAUCCCUUGUUCAUUUAAGUAGCUGCGCCCGUGAGCUGCUCAUGCACAGAACUGAAGAGGUGACAGCAUGUACGAGGAUCCUUUUCUUCCCAAAUAAUUAAUAUUAACAAAAGCCAGAGUACCACCAUACUCAGCUCAGUGUGCUUUUGAAGGCCACAUGAAUUUUAAAAACUGACACAUGGAGACACGAUGGACUCCAAGCUGCCUCAGGCUGAGGAAACGCUAGAUUCUAGGAAACAAUGUUUGUGAAGUCUCCGUGGUUGAUAAAUAAUUUGAGUUUUCUGUUUAAUUUUUACUUUGUUUUGUGGCCAAGAAGCUGUUCACAACAAUCAAUGAAUAUCUCGAGCAUAAAGCUAGGGAAAUACUAGUGAGUGAACACUUACACUAGCAAAUACACCUGUUCCUCCAUCCCCACUCACCAGUCAAGCUUCUCAGACUGGUACAACCUCUAUAAACAGUUACAAACUGCAGCUAAAAGCGCAUCGGUAAAAUGGACAAAGAAGGUUUAUCCAAAAUGUUGCAAAUUUUUUUAAAUACUCACAAUGAGGUGCGUGGCCCUGGACAG